Molecule: messenger RNA, 5861 nt
Organism: Asterias rubens (European starfish)
Lineage: Eukaryota; Metazoa; Echinodermata; Asteroidea; Forcipulatida; Asteriidae
Product: leucine-rich repeat-containing G-protein coupled receptor 5-like
Exons: 30
Coding region: 245-4105 (1286 amino acids)
Biological process (GO): G protein-coupled receptor signaling pathway
Cellular component (GO): membrane
Molecular function (GO): protein binding; G protein-coupled receptor activity
Source: RefSeq, a predicted model, not a curated record
AACUGCGCAUCGGCACUGCAUCUCAAGUGGGAUUUACGACAUGCUGCUGAGUUCCAUCCAGGUACUUAUUAAUAUGUUGUUUGGUAUCUUCUGCUGGUUGGGCAUCCUACUGGCUAGCGGCACAUACAGCCAUCAGACCUCAGUGGAAUAGGAUGAUCUGUCACAGACGCUUCUUUGGGGAUUUUUCUUCUUUUGGAUAUUUCUUCAGCUGUCAACAAAGCUAUAAGACGUUAAAAGCACCAAGAUGAAGAAACCAAGAGAUUUGCUCUUAUUACUGACAGUUUCUUUGAAGGUUUUAUUUCUUCUGCUGGUUUUGACUGAGAGAUCUCUUACAAGUGCUCCCCUGUCAGACACAAUUCUACCACAAAUCAGUGGCUGCCCCGAUGACAUCACCAAAGUAGUUCCAACAGGAAGCAGGAGCUAUGUCCCCGUAGAAUGGACCGACCCAACGGCCAAAGACAACUCUGGAUCAUACGCAUGCGUGAAGAAUAUCCGCCAUCUCUAUCCAUAUGGUAGAAAGCACUUUCCACCCAACACAACCACACCAAUAAAAUACAUCUUUAGUGAUUGUCCGCAAAAAUGCCCUCGGGGUAGAGAAAGAGAUUGUAUCGGCAACGAAGCAUUCUGCAGCUUUAACGUUACUGUUAAAGAAGAGUUUGAAUGCGUGACAGAUGAAAUUGUCCUGGAGGAUCCUUCGUUCUCACCCACACCUCAGAAUAUCACCUCCCCUUUUUACCCAAUGGAAUAUCCCUCUGACUCGAGCUGCCAUUGGCUUGUCAGGACAUCGAGUGACAGCCACUCAUCGGCCAAUCACAUCCGUGUAUCCAUAACAGAGAUCCAGCUGCAACUAAACGACGCUCUGCUCAUUGGUGGAACAUAUCAUCAGGAGGCUGUUACAUACAGAGGGAGGAUGCCGCAGAGGGUGUUACUUUUCCAGGGGGCAAAAAUUGAGAUUGGAUUUCGGAGUGGAAGCAGAGGCGUGACAGUUUUCAGAGGAUUUUCUCUUGAGGUGGCUGCAGUUGUAAGCAAUGAUAAUCCUUCAUGGUGCAAUGAUGAUCAUGGUUACCAGUGUCUGUCAAGCCCCUUCUGCAUUGAUGAGUCGUAUCUAUGUGAUGGUAUUAGCGAUUGCCUGCAUAGCGACGAUGAGAGCAAUUGCUCUCUUUGCAAUUACAUCGUCCAGAGUCUCCCAUUCAAUAUGACCUUUGACACCAAUGAUGUCAUCAACAGUAUGUCAGAUCCAAAGAAUCUAUCAACCUCUAGCAUGGAGUGGUGUUUUGGUACCUCUUUGGGUUAUAGCAUCAGGAUAGACUUCCCCUCACCUGGAAAUGAUUAUCUAGUAAUACAGGACCCAACAACUGAGUCAAACCAAGACACUGUCGUCAUACAGAGACACUCAAUGGUUCGAUCAUUCAGUUUCAAUUUGUCAUCACUAUGGGUUCGGUGGUAUCCUGGCACAGAUGGACAAAGAGCGUCAUUUUCAUUGAGCGUUAACAGUCAACUUGAUGAUGGUUAUUGUGAUGCAGGCUAUCAGUGCAGGAACUCACAUGUUUGUGUCGGCAGGGAGAAUGAUUGUGAUGGUGUGCUUGAUUGCCCUCUGGGUGAAGACGAAAUGACUUGUAAUCAUCGGAGGUGUCCUAAUAGUUGCUACUGUACUGCAUCAUUUGGGAGUCUUAAAGUUGAAGGAUGCAAUCAUCCAUGGACUCCAGAACUAUCAAAAUCAGCUCCUGUCAUCACAACACAUCUAGCUAUAUCAGAGCAAAAUGUGAGGAAUAUAACAUCAGGAUUCUUCAAAAGUCUACCAAAUCUCAUAAACUUGGAAAUAAUGUAUUGUCCUGUGAACAAUAUUUGGAUCGAUGCAUUUCAGGGACUGGAGAAACUACAGUCUAUGUAUCUUAUAAUUAUUGACCUGAGGAAAACUUACAAUUACACAUUUGCAGGACUUCCAAAUCUUAUGGAACUGGAAAUCUCAAAUAAACUGGAAGAGAUGGAACCAGGUUCUUUUCAUGGGCUGAGCAAGCUGACAAGCCUGCUCUUAUACGACAACAAGAUGACAACUCUACCCUCUGGCCUGUUUAAUUCUCUGAGCGAAUUAACAAUGCUAAACCUUGGGAAGAAUAGUUUGUCAGAUCUUCCUGCAGAUGUUUUUGUGGGACUGAAAAACCUGCAAAAAUUGAAACUGCACUCAAACCGCCUCCACUCAAUUCCUCGUGGCAUUUUCCGAGAGCUCCUUAGUCUGGAACAAAUAGACAUUGCUAGCAACAGUAUCAGCGAGCUUCCAGAGGAAAUAUUCUUUGGGUUAUACAAUCUCAAGAAGAUUGUCCUUCAAUAUAACAAUCUCUCAUACUUCAGGGAUGGUUUCCUAACUAACUUCACUCGUCUUGAAGGAAUUUAUAGCAAGAACAAUAGCAUCAGAGUCAUACAGCCAAAUCUCUUCCACGGAUUGAUCAAUCUCAAUUGUAUUGAUCUUCGGAACAACUUGUUGAAGGAAAUUCCUGAAGAUUCAUUGCAAGAUAACAAAUUGCUUGCUCAGCUAUAUCUUGCUAGGAACAACAUUUCAAGUCUGGAUCCCAAACUUCUAGAUGGGCUCUCUGUACUUGAUAAACUGGCACUUGAGGACAACAGAAUCAAAUCUCUUCAUCCCGGACAGUUCAGAGAUCUCAGCAGUUUAAACAGUUUGUACUUGUCCAACAACGAACUCUCUGGGUUAAAGAAUGGAACUUUUCUUGGACUACAAUCUCUCAGUGACCUAUCUCUUAACGACAAUGAAAUUGCAGAGAUCGAACCCGGUACAUUUCAGGGUCUGGAGAAUCUGGUGACGCUUGAUCUGAGUAAUAAUACAAUCACUGUUCUUGAGGAGGGUGCUUUCCAAGGGCUUUCCAGUUUGGACUAUUUGUAUUUAUCUGGCAAUCCCCUUCAGAAGAUCCACCCUUCUGUAUUUGACAUCUUCAAGCAUCUUAAAGUUCUUAAGACCGACGAUCAUGCAGUGUGCUGCUUCAUUGAUUCUUCUACCACCGUAUGUGAUGUAAUCUCAGAGGAACUCCGUCCACCUUAUUUGACAUGUGAAGACCAGCGCUUACUGUCACAGGACGUCAUGAAAGCCUUCAUUUGGGUGCAGGUGGUCCUGGCAAUCACUGGUAACUUCCUAGUGCUAGUAUGGAGAGGAAGUAAACUACAAGGCUCUAAGAAUAAAACUCAAAUGCUUCUGAUCUUAAACCUGGCUGCUUCGGACCUCCUGAUGGGCCUCUACCUUCUCAUAAUCGCUGCGGCAGAUCUGCACUACGGGAACAACUUCCUGCUGCAGACUGCCUCCUGGCGCUCAAGCAUCAUGUGCAAAAUCGCCGGGGUGAUUAGUCUGGUCUCUAGCGAAGCCUCCGUGUUCUUGGUCACUCUCAUCAGCUUCGAUCGCUUCAUGGGUGUGGUGUUCUUCAUGAGUCGCUUCCGUCUGACUACCAGGGUGACCGUCAGAGUCUUGGCCGUGUUGUGGCUUGUUGCGGUCGGUGUCAGUGCCACGGCUAGCGCUCUGUCUGCUACAAAUGGCAACUUCUAUGAGUUAUCCAAUGUAUGCCUGGGGCUACCUCUGUCCACGAAACCGGCAAACUAUACGAUUACCGUCACAAAUGAGGAGUCCGCUGAAGGAGGUGUGCUGGUCACUAAGGUAGAUACUUCGGGCAAUAAACCGGCUUGGAUCUUCCCGAUUGUUGUCUUCCUCGGCGUCAAUCUCUUGAGCUUCAUCCUCAUCUUGAUCUUCUAUGUCUUCAUCUUCAUCUUUUCCAAGACGUCAGCUAAGAAGUCACAGCGGCCCGAGGAUAAGGAGAAAGAGUUGAAACUGGCCUGUAGGAUGUUGUUCAUUGUGGGAACCGACUUUGCUUGUUGGGUACCGGUGAUAAUUAUGGGGAUCCUAGCUCAGUCCGGACUGGUAGAAAUUCAUCAAACGAUGUAUGCGUGGACAGUGAUCCUCAUUUUACCCAUUAACUCCGCUAUCAACCCAUGGCUGUAUACCUUGUCAUAUACCAGCCCGUCUACUUGGAGAAAGCUAUGUACAAGGAUUAGGGGAAGAAGGGAUUCCAGUCAAACUCUGUCCACUGAUUUACAAAUGAGGAAGUAGGGGAACCUUUUUAGGAGAACCCAGACAGGAGUUCACAGGGAAACUUUUAAAAUUGGGGUCACACGAACGCAUUUUGAUUGCGCGCGGGCGCCCUGUUUCUCGCCAAGUUCACAUAAAUCGUGCGUUGUUUACACAAAGACUCCAACGCGCAAUGUCAAACCGGAUGUCGCACGACGUAUAUACUCGAGGCAUACAUGCAGAGCAGUGACUGACUCUAAACUGAAACCUACAAGGAAGUAGGCGAACCUUUUUAGGGCAACCCAUUAAGAGCAGUGACUCUGACUCUACACUGAAACUUCUGAAUCCCUAUAAUUCAUUUUAUUAAUUAAAGGAUAAAAUGCUUUAUACUCAGCAUACCAUAUCACCAUUCUCCGUUGUUUGUGCAUUGCAUGCUUGGAUCGGUGGUUGCCAUGCUAGCUUGGUUGGUUAGGCUUAUUUGCCAUAAGGAAGUUUGGGGGCGGAUCCGCAAGAUCAAGCCAGCAUCCAAUCAGCAAUGAUUUGUUAUAAGUUACACACAUGUUAGAUGUGUCAUCCAAUGAGUGUACAAUAUGGGCAUGUCAUUUGUUACAUUUUGCAGGGAGUUUCGCUUGCUUAUACACAUAGUCACAGCUUGUACAAGCUGUGGCUUAAAUCACAUAUCUGGCUAAGUAUUAAUACAUUUUGUUGUUGUCUGAGUAUAAAUAAGCCAGGAAUCUCUCAGACUCUUCAGUCUCGUGACGAUGACUAGAGCAAGUUAAUCAAAUCGUUGAGACCUGUCUUAAGAAUUUACUCCGCGGUAGUAAAGGUCUCACCGAUCCACUAAGAGUUUAAGUAGUAAUCCCGUACCUUCCGCCUGGGUAGUAGUUAAAAAAAGCACUGAGAAGUCUCUUGAAUUUCGAAAAUCUGCUCUGAGGUAUAGUAGAAUAUAAAAAGCAAGACAAGUUCACCCCAAAAAACAAAAUCUAACAGACACUGUACUACCCAAACCAAAUAUAGUAUUGAUACCUCGCCAUGCAAUACCUCAAAUCCCGUUUUGGAGAACCUUGCUGUAUACCAGGUGUGUUUUAUAAAGUCAAUGUCAUACUCUCUCAAGAUGGUAAUUUCUCAAGAUAUUGCAUUUCUGAUGCCGAUUUGAUGCGCAACUUUUGAAUGCAAAGUCGGUUGCUACACAAUUUUUUUUAAAAUGCUGGCGUACAGUUAAUUCAAGGUCAUAAACUCUCAUUUAAUGUAUAUAUUAAAUAUUUUAUUAUUAUUAUUAUUCUACACAAAAUCCAGCCAACGAUGUGGUAAUUAUUUUAAAAACUAAUAAUGAAUAUUAUUAAGGUUGGGAUGCUAACAUUCUCAGGCCCCCAUCGAUUUAAAUAGUGCGUUUAUAACAUGGCUUUUGACGCAGAUCUAGCACAAUAUUUUACAUCUUAGACUGAAAUUCAGGUCGGGGGUUUUAUGCAAGGGUUUUAUUCCAACACGGCCUUUGAUGGUCAGUGAAAUGUAAAACCCUAGCAACAUUGAAACGUUUAUAUCAAAACAGUCCGAAAAUAGUGUACAUUUAUUAUAUAUUUUCCCUAUGUACAGAGAUUUAGUGAGUGUUAUUUUGUCCAAUUAAUUGUACAGAUCUUAACGGUUUGCACAGUUAAUAGUUUAACAUUAUUAUUGAAAAUAUCUUUCAUCAUGAUUAUUAACUGUCUAGUUUAUGUAUCUACAUAAUAUAUUUAUAUUUGUAAUAAUGGCUUGUUCUGUUAAAGCCAUUACACACUUUCGGUAAACAGUAUUGUCCAAG